AGGUACCGGACGUCGUUUGCACCGCCCAGCACUAGCCGAGAGAAUUUUCUGAGAAGCAGUCCAGAGAAAAGUCGAUUGUUGUUACUCCGUCAUAGCGGGUUUUUAUCAGUCCAUGAGGAGCAUUCACUUUCAAAAGACACUCAACGUUUAAUAUAUUUUUUUAUUUCAGAAGGUGUUUUUUAGCGCCGUCUGAAGUUCCGGAAGUGAAGAAACAGAGUUUCGGUGGGAAGUUUUCUCGAGAAGGAAGUUUUUAACCAUGGCAUGUGAAGGAAACGGCAUGUCAGAUGAGAGGAUCGGGGAGGCCCUGAUCAGAGAGGUCAUACAGGAGGAGCUGCGUGAUGUACCGUCCGAGGAUGUCCCGCCUCUCACCCCGCUGGCCAGGGACGUAAAGUCUGCGCAGGAGCAGAAGAUGGUGACCCAGCUGGGCAAAAUGAUCCGCAUCAUCGGCGACAGGGUCAAAGACGACAAGGAGUUCCAAGAUGCGAUAGAUGGAGUGUCUUGUUGUUCUGGCCCUGUCUGGGAAAGAUUCAACGAUGUAGCCGACAAAGUGUUUCAACCUGGCAUCACCUGGGAGAGGAUCGCUGUGCUCUUCUAUGUCGCCGGCAAGCUGGCUGUCAGGAUGGUGGAGACCCAUCUCCCUCAGUCAGUGAAGGAGAUCCUGAAGUGGACUGUGGAUUUUUUCAAGCAAAAUCUCCUGGGCUGGAUUCGGGAACAUGGAGGAUGGAUCAACAGCUUCUCGGAGCUGGCGGUGGCGUCCGUGCAGAGAGUGUCGUCGAUGAGCUCUCAGAGCUACGGCCUCGUCCUCAUCUUCGUCGCCGGCCUGGCCAUAGGAAGCUUCAUCACCUGGAGACUGACCAGACAGCUCUGAGGCGCACACACACACAUGCACACACACACUCCAAACCUGGUCGUCAUUGUGUUUAACAAAUAAUUUUAGGCUUUUACCAAAUAGGUGGUAUUUGGCCUGACUGUAAAAUGUUUACCAGAGGGUGUAUAAUUCAUGUAAUAAUAAGUCAUGUAAUGACAACAUGUCUGAAGAAGUGCCCAGAUUCUGUCAUGUCCUCAUCACAUGUUGCCUUAAGAUGGUCGAAACCUGACUUCUCUCUAAUGUUAUUUAUGCAAGAGGCACUGUAUCAUACCAAAUAGAUCCUGUGUGCAGGUCACCCUCAGAGUAAUUAUGGCAGAACAACCAAAAAUGGCAACAUUAGCUUCCUAUAGGCCUCUCGUUUCCCAGCGGUGAACAGUCGGUAACACUGUGCUCUUCGUGCUGGUUCACACCUCCAUACUGGCUGAGACCAUCGGGAUGUAGGUGUGUUCUAAAUGUUCAGCUACAGCGCUCAGCUUUAGUACAUCGCCACAUCCCAUCCUCUAUUCUCGAGCCUCUCUCGACGGACCGCUGCGACCUGCGAGGCCAGGGUCACGUGACCAGCAGAGACCGCAGACGGCGUCACUAGGCCAGUUAUCUGCAGCCUUGUGAGCUUGUUCACUUACAAAACUGUACAUGAAAAUGUAGCAAGGCAUACAUCACAGGGAGAGACGUGGCAAAGCUUGUUAAUCAGCCUGCCGCGUCUCUUUUACCACGUUGUGAUUCAAAUAUGAUCAGUGCAAUAAAACUGAGGGCAAUUCUAAAAAAGACUUGUAACAAGCCAAGCUCCCUCUUUAUCAUUUUCAUAAAUAUUCCUACAAAUUCAUACUUCAGCUCAACAGGAUUUAACCUCAAUGGUUCAAAGUAUUUUAUCAUUGCUUUUAUUUUACACGAUUCUCCCUCAGAAGUUGUCAGUGUAAUAAUAGUGUGCAUGCUAGCAGAUUAGCUCACUGGCUAAUCAAGCUUUGCAGAUCAUAGUGGUCCAUCGAGAGUCUCCCCUGGAAGUCUUAUAUGUUCUAUGAAAUUAACACACCCCUUUAUGAAAAAUCUGUUUCUGAUUGAACAUUGUGGCUGCUUUAAAACUGCAUCAGAUCAAGUCAAAUGUAUUUUUAUUUAUAAAAUAUCACAAAUCUCCGCUCAGAUAAGGAAAAACUCCCCCUCAGGAAGAGCAGCAGAGGAGGGGUCCCUCCUCACCACAGACAGGAAAUAGAUGUCGUGUGCACAGAAUAAACCAACAUGGCAACACAACAGUACGGACAAUCAUGAUGGCAAAAUUGUAGAAUGUGAAGCUGUACGGAGGAUAUGGAAAAACGUGGCCUGUAAAGGAGCACGGCUAAAUGAUCCGUUGAUGGAAACAGGAAGAAGGCUUGAAUAAAAGAAUAAGCAACAAAUUGAAAGUUAAGGUGAAAAGAUGAGUUAGAAGUUUUGAUUUAAAGGCCUGAUGUCAGCACAGCAUGUGUAUGCCAGCACAGAUAACAGAAGGAACUCAGGUGUUGCAUCACGUGUUUUAAUGUAUUCUCAAUAUGGGCUUCCAUUGAGCUGAAAACCAGUGAAUCUGUGUUACUGUAGGCAUCAUUUUGUUUUGUAUUUUUAUCUCUAUCAUGAAUGAUAUUAUAGUCAGGGACAGCUGUUCAGGUAGCAGUGAAUGUUUUAUUAUCUAUAGGUGUUAUUUCCGUUCAGACACAUAUGACACUCGCCUCUGCGCAUCAGGUACAAACUGUCAUGUGACGUGUUUACUUUAUUACCACUAAUGACAAAUGAUGAAACAUUAUCAUCAUAGUCUGGAUUUUUAAAUAUUAAACUCACAAAUAUACAUCAGUAAAUGACACAAAUAAAUAUGUAGUGAUUUCUGUCUUAUUUUCCAUUUGAAAAUAAAAAAUGACAACAGAGCAAUAAUAGCAAAAAUGACUGAAUGUGUGAUGGAUGCUGCUCUCACAGCGUCAUCAGCGUCAGUGUUUAAGCACUCCCCCUCAGGUUCCUGCAUGCUGAUCACCUCCUCACAUGACUUGUCUGUUUGAGGAAACAAAGCUCCCACAGUCCCACAGACCGACCUCGACGCACGAGUCGCUGUGAUCACAUUCUGCCACUCUGAUCGCUGAAUGUCACCAUCAUCAGUCUACUGAUGAUGUCACAGCAAGUCUCGGCCUGUCAAAGUUAAAUAUAACAACCGUCUCGUUUGAUAAAUUCACAGAUUUAAAAAGUAAAAAAAAAAAGUGUGUGCCAGUAAAAUGUGUGCAUUCAGUGUCUGAACGGUUCCAUAUGCAGUUUUUCAUCUUUUUAUUAUUCAUUUUUAAAGCACAUUACCUUUAGUAUUUUGAAGAUGUUGCCUUUUAAAUAGUAAAAUCAUGUUGUAAUAUGAAUUCCUACUUCUUACUAUUCCAGAGGUUUAUAGUUGUUUGAAUGAAUAAAUGAUGUGAAAUGGU
Messenger RNA from Chelmon rostratus (copperband butterflyfish), 3288 nucleotides. Its product is annotated as apoptosis regulator BAX-like. The record is from RefSeq and is a predicted model, not a curated record. Gene Ontology annotation, cellular component: mitochondrial outer membrane. Gene Ontology annotation, molecular function: protein heterodimerization activity; protein homodimerization activity; channel activity. Lineage: Eukaryota; Metazoa; Chordata; Actinopteri; Chaetodontiformes; Chaetodontidae. Gene Ontology annotation, biological process: positive regulation of apoptotic process; release of cytochrome c from mitochondria; intrinsic apoptotic signaling pathway in response to DNA damage. Bases 257 to 868 code for a protein of 203 amino acids. The transcript is spliced from 6 exons.